AUGAGCUUCCUCAAAAGUUUCCCGCCACCCGGGUCGGCCGAGGGGCUCCGGCAGCAGCAGCCCGAUACCGAGGCGGUGCUGAACGGCCAGGGCCUGGGCACCGGCACUCUUUACAUCGCCGAGAGCCGCCUGUCUUGGUUAGAUGGCUCUGGAUUGGGAUUCUCACUGGAAUACCCCACGAUUAGUUUGCAUGCAGUGUCCAGGGACCUAAAUGCCUAUCCACGAGAGCAUUUAUAUGUUAUGGUGAAUGCCAAAUUUGAAGAAGAAUCAAAAGAAUCUGUUACUGAUGAAGAAGAGGAAGACAGUGAUGAUGAUGUUGAACCUAUUGCUGAAUUUAGAUUUGUGCCUAGUGAUAAAUCAGCAUUGGAGGCAAUGUUCACUGCAAUGUGUGAAUGCCAGGCUUUGCAUCCAGAUCCUGAGGAUGAAGAUUCAGAUGAUUACGAGGGAGAAGAAUAUGAUGUGGAAGCACAUGAACAAGGGCAAGGGGACAUCCCUACAUUUUACACCUAUGAAGAAGGAUUGUCCCACUUAACAGCCGAAGGCCAGGCCACAUUGGAGAGAUUAGAAGGAAUGCUUUCUCAGUCUGUGAGCAGCCAGUACAACAUGGCUGGAGUCCGGACAGAAGAUUCAAUAAGAGAUUAUGAAGAUGGGAUGGAGGUAGAUGCUACACCCACGGUUGCUGGACAGUUUGAAGAUGCAGAUGUUGAUCACUGA
Pipistrellus nathusii (Nathusius's pipistrelle) is the source of this 714-nucleotide messenger RNA. The record is from the annotation of a GenBank genome assembly. Lineage: Eukaryota; Metazoa; Chordata; Mammalia; Chiroptera; Vespertilionidae.